AUGGAGGACGACGGACAGCGCGAGGCUCAUGAGAGAGGCAUCACCAGGACUUGGCGAGCAUGGAGGACGGCACACGAGAUGGUAGCCGAUAGGGGAUACGAGCUUGGCGAACAUGAAAUCAACAUGUCUCUUGACACCUUCAGGACCAAGUUCGUCAACGAAGAGGGUGGUCUAGCUCGUUCCCUACUCAAAUUCUCUGCGCGACCCGGCGAGGAACUGACCCGCCGCUCCAUUCCUCCUGCUACGCCCGCCAACCCCGAGCCCAAGCCCACGGCCGGCACCAUCUACGUCGAAUUCCUCGACGACAACACCCUGGGCACGGAGCAGAUGCGUCGCUUCGGCAAGUGGUGCGCCGACAACCACCACACCAACGGUAUCAUCAUCUCCAAUGUCGCCGUCUCGAGCGCCGCCAAGAAGGAGAUUCCCAAGUUCAAGGACUGGACCGCCAUCGAGUGGUUCUUGGAAGACGACCUGCUGAUCAACAUCACCCACCACGACCUCGUGCCCCGCCACGUCGUCCUCUCCCGGGAGGAGAAGACAGCAUUGCUCAAGCGCUACCGUCUGAAGGAGACUCAGCUUCCUCGUAUCCUGAUGCGAGAUCCCGUCGCCAAGUACUAUGGCAUGACGCGAGGCCAGGUGGUCAAGAUCAUUCGAAAGAGUGAAACCGCCGGUCGAUACGCCAGUUACAGGUUGUGCGUAUGA
Messenger RNA from Truncatella angustata, 702 nucleotides. Its product is annotated as RNA polymerase Rpb5, C-terminal domain-containing protein. Gene Ontology annotation, biological process: DNA-templated transcription. The transcript has 3 exons. Gene Ontology annotation, cellular component: RNA polymerase I complex; RNA polymerase II, core complex; RNA polymerase III complex. Lineage: Eukaryota; Fungi; Ascomycota; Sordariomycetes; Amphisphaeriales; Sporocadaceae. The record is from RefSeq and is a predicted model, not a curated record. Bases 1 to 702 code for a protein of 233 amino acids. Gene Ontology annotation, molecular function: DNA-directed RNA polymerase activity; DNA binding.